This is a messenger RNA of Myiozetetes cayanensis, 975 nucleotides long. RefSeq names its product keratin, type II cytoskeletal 3-like. The record is from RefSeq and is a predicted model, not a curated record. The transcript is spliced from 6 exons. Gene Ontology annotation, biological process: intermediate filament organization; keratinization. The annotation marks the transcript as partial. Lineage: Eukaryota; Metazoa; Chordata; Aves; Passeriformes; Tyrannidae. Gene Ontology annotation, cellular component: keratin filament. Gene Ontology annotation, molecular function: structural constituent of skin epidermis.
GAUGUGGACUCUGCCUACAUGACCAAGGUGGAGCUGGAGGCCAAGGUGGGAGCUCUGACCGACGAGAUCAACUUCCUGAGGGCCAUCUACGAGGAGGAGCUGUCCCAGAUGCAGAGCAUCAGCAGGGACCUGUCCGUGGUGGUGUCCAUGGACAACAACCGGCACCUGGACCUGGACAGCAUCAUCGAGGAGGUCCGGCGCCAGUACGAGCAGAUCGCCCAGAGCAGCCGGGCCGAGGCCGAGGCCUGGUACCAGAGCCAGUACGAGCAGCUGCAGAGCACGGCCGGGCGCCACGGGGACAGCCUGAGGAACACCAAGCUGGAGAUCCAGGAGCUCACCAGGAACGUGCAGAGGCUGCGGGUGGAGAUCGAGAACGUCAAGAAGCAGAACCAUCACCUGCAAUCGGCCAUCGCCGAGGCCGAGGAGAGGGGCGAGAUGGCCCUCAAGGAUGCCAGGAUAAAGCUGGAGGAGCUGGAGGCAGCCCUGAGCAAGGACAAGGAGGAGCUGGCCCGGCUGCUGAAGGAGUACCAGGAGCUGCUCAACGUCAAGAUCGCGCUGGACGUGGAGAUCGCCAUGUACAGGAAGCUGCUGGAGGGGGAGGAGAACAGGCUCUGCAACGACAGCAUGUCCAACGUCAACGUCUCCGUGGUCGGCAGGACCACCGUGACCAGCGGCAGAGUCGGCGGGAUGGGAGGAGGAUUCGGCGGCGGCAGCGGCCGGGGAGGAGGAUUCGGAGUGGGCGGCAUGGGAGGAGGAUUCGGCGGCGGCAGCGGGAUGGGAGGAGGGAUGGGAGGAGGGAUGUGCGGCGGCGGAGGAGGGAGCGCCUUCGCCGGCGGCAGCUGCGGGCUGGGCGGGGGGAUGCACGGCGGGGGCUUCUCCUCGGGCAGCGGGAGGAUGUGCGGCUCCGCCGGGGGCUCGUCCUCGGUGCGGAGAUGCGUCACCACCUCGGUGAAGUCCUCGGGGGUGCGGUUCUGA